GCGGUGGGGUAGGGAGGCCUGGGCGGGGCCGCGCGAGCCUCCUGGGCCUUGUAGUUCCUGAGGCCGGGAGGGGCCGGGAGCGGAGGCAGCUCAUCUCUUGGCCUCGCUGCGCUUGGGGCGGGCCCGGCGGAGGCGGCCCGACGCUCCCCGUGGGCAGACGCGGAGGCGGCGGUGGUCGGCAGCCCGGAGCAGAGGCUAGGCUGGGGUGGAGGAGGCCGGCGGGGCAGCGAGAGCGACAGCAGCAUCGGCAGCGACAGCAUGGUGUGAGGCCCCCGGCCCCCACCCAGCGAGGCCAGCAGGGAGCCGGUAGGCCGGCAUGGGCGACCGCCGCCACUGCUGCAGCUGAGGGCCGCUGGGCGGGCAGGCAGGGGCAGGGACAGGGGCAGGCGCCCAGCAGCACAGAGCAGCCAGGCCCCCUCGUGCGCCCCCGCGGCCGGGCCAUGGCCGGGGCCAUGGAGGAGGACGAGUACACCAAGCUGGUGAUGGAGUCGCAGCCCGAGUGGCUGCGGGCCGAGGUCAAGCGGCUCUUCCAGGAGCUGGGCGAGACCACCCGCGAGAAGAUCCAGGCGGCCGAAUACGGGCUUGUGGUGCUUGAGGAGAAGCAGCAGCUGAAGCUGCAGUACGAGGAGCUCGAGCUGGAGUACGAGACCAUCCGCGGAGAGAUGGAACAGCUCAAGGAGGCCUUCGGACAAGCUCACACCAACCACAAGAAGGUGGCAGCGGACGGCGAGAGCCGCGAGGAGACCCUCAUCCAGGAGUCAGCCACCAAGGAGGAGUACUACGUGCGCAAAGUCCUCGAGCUGCAGACGGAGCUGAAACAGUUGCGCAACGUCCUCACCAACACGCAGUCAGAGAACGAGCGCCUCAACUCUGUGGCUCAGGAGCUCAGGGAGACCAACCAGAACGUGGAGAUCCAGAGGGCACGACUGCGAGAUGACAUCAAGGAGUACAAGUUCCGAGAAGCCCGUCUGCUGCAGGACUACACCGAGCUCGAGGAGGAGAACAUCAGCCUCCAGAAGCAAGUGUCCGUCCUGAAACAAAACCAAGUGGAAUUUGAAGGCCUCAAACAUGAAAUCAAAAGGCUCGAAGAGGAGACGGAGUAUCUGAACAGCCAGCUGGAGGAUGCCAUCCGCCUCAAGGAGAUUUCGGAGCGCCAGCUGGAGGAGGCGCUGGAGACCCUGAAGACGGAGCGCGAGCAGAAGAACAACCUCCGCAAGGAGCUGUCCCACUACAUGAACAUCAACGACUCCAUGUACACCAGCCACCUCAACUUCUCCCUGGAUGGCCUCAAGUUCAGCGACGAGGCGGCCGAGCCCAACAACGACGACGUCCUGGUCAACGGCUUCGAGCAGAACGGCCUCAACAAGAUGGCGGCCUGCGACAGCAACAAGACGUCCACACCCAAGAAAGACGACGGCUUCCCCCCGGCCCCCAGCCUGGUGUCGGACCUGCUGAGCGAGCUCAACAUCUCAGAAAUCCAGAAGCUAAAGCAGCAGCUGAUGCAGAUGGAGCGAGAAAAGGUGGGCCUCCUUUCCACUCUGCAGGAGUCCCAAAAGCAGCUGGAGUCCACCAGGGGGGCCCUCUCUGAGCAGCGAGAGAAGGUCAGCCGUCUCACCGAGAACCUGACGGCCAUGAAGAAGCUCCAGGUGAGCAAGGAGCGCCAGUCCGCGCUGGAUAACGAGAAGGAGCGGGACAGCCACGAGGACGGGGACUACUACGAAGUGGACAUCAACGGCCCCGAGAUCCUGGAGUGCAAGUACAAGGUAGCCGUGGCGGAGAUGGGCGACCUGAAGGAGGAGCUGAAAAGCCUGAAAGCCAAGUACGAGGAAUGCGAGUCCCGGUACGAGGAGGAGAAGGGCCGCUACGAGACCGAAGGCCAGGCCUUGGCCGAGAAGAUCGUGCUGCUGGAGAAAUCCAGCCGGCUGGACCGGGAGCGCCUGGCCAGGCUGGAGAAGGAGCUGAAGAAGAUGAGCGACGUGGCUGGGGAGACUCAGGGCAGCCUGAGUGUGGCCCAGGAUGAGCUGGUGACCUUCAGCGAGGAGCUGGCCAACCUGUACCAUCACGUCUGCAUGUGCAACAACGAGACCCCCAACAGAGUCAUGCUGGAUUACUACAAGGAGGGCAAGGGGGGUGGGCGCAUCAGCCCCGAAGGCAAAGGGAGGCGCUCGCCCAUCCUCCUCUCUAAGGGGCUCUUGGCCAUCGACCUGGGCAAGACUGAGAAUGGAAGCGGGGACAGCUCCCCCUCUCCCGGCUCAUCCCUGCCAUCCCCUGUGCUGGACCUCCGCAAGGAGCCCAUGAACAUUUAUAACCUGAUCGCCAUCAUCCGGGACCAGAUUAAACAUCUCCAGGCUGCCGUGGACCGCACGACAGAGCUCUCUCGCCAGCGUGUGGCCACCCAGGAGCUGGGACCUGUAGUGGACAAGGACAAGGAGGCCCUGAUGGAGGAGAUCCUGAAGCUGAAAUCUUUGCUGAGCACCAAGCGUGAGCAGAUCGCCACCCUCAGGACUGUGCUGAAGGCCAACAAGCAGACAGCUGAGGUAGCCCUGGCCAACCUGAAGAGCAAAUACGAGAACGAGAAGGCCAUGGUGACGGAGACCAUGAUGAAACUCCGAAAUGAGCUGAAGGCCCUCAAGGAAGAUGCAGCCACCUUCUCCUCCCUGAGGGCCAUGUUCGCCACCAGGUGUGACGAGUAUGUCACUCAGCUGGACGAGAUGCAGCGUCAGCUGGCGGCGGCCGAGGACGAGAAGAAAACCCUGAACUCCCUGCUGCGCAUGGCCAUCCAGCAGAAGCUGGCCCUGACCCAGCGGCUGGAGCACCUGGAGCUGGACCACGAGCAGGCCAAGAGGGGCCGCACCAAGUCGGCCUCCAAAGGCAAGAGCGGCGCCCCGAGCGUAAGUCACCUGCGCUCCUGCGCGGACAGGCCCGAGGCGGCCAUGCUCGGCAGCCAGGUGUUCUGCAGCGAGAAGUAUAAGAUUUAUUGUGACUAGGGGGCUGGCGGGGAGCCGCCGCAUGGCGUGCCGUGCGCAUCUAACCCCCGUCCUUGUCUGCUUGCGCCCACUAACGUCUCCGCCGCGGCGGCUUCGCGCACUGCCCUCCUGCCACGGACGCAGCCGGGGAAGGGGGUCCUUGUUUUCUUUUCUAUAAAAGGGAGCGUGUCCUCGAGCCCGGGCUCCGUCGGGCGGCACCCGCUCUAGUCUGUAGUGCCCUUCCCGGCUCUGCCCGGCAGGCAGGCGGGUGCCGAGGCGGUCCCCGAAUCAGUGGUGGCGGGCAGCGUGGAGACGUGGGCGUCGGGCUCCCAGGAAUAAAGGGCUUCGAGGGAACGAUGGCUAACUCGGCUUCGGGGGGGUCAUUCUCCCACACUUGCACAUUUCACAUGCUCUCCUCUCAAAGUGAUGUAAUUGGACACCCCCUGCCCGGGGCGACGGGAGGCGGGAGCCUGUGUGUGGCACAUGGGGUUGGGCAUCCACAGGCGUCCCUGCCAGUGUGGCGAGCCGGUUCCCUGGGUGACCCUCCGUGCCCGCUCUAGCCAGGGAGAAGAAACUCACAGAAGAAACACACACGCUGUAAAGUGCACAACAUACACACAUACACGCACACACACGCACACACACACACAUGUGCACACACGUGCACACAGACAUUGAUUACCCAAGCAGAGUCCGUUCUGGGCACAGGCAAUGAAAUCAGUUGAUCUUGUGAAGGCGCUCCUUACCGGGCUGGGAGCCCAUCAGUAAACUUAGACGCUUCCGAGUUCCAUUUCCCAAGAAGCAACACAAACUCCAAAAGGACUGACUUCCAGGACAGGUGCCUGAAGGGAUGCGGCAAAGGCUUGGGGAGAGCAGACAGGACAGAUGAGGCCGGGUUUGGCUUUCUUUUUAAAAAGUGCCUGAUGCCCUCACCUCCCUCUUCCGGGGAAGCCCUGCGCUCUCUGCCUCUCUCGCUCUCUUUUCGGGACGUCUGGAGCAUCCUAACAAAUGGGAACAGCCCACGCCAUUGCCAGGGCUGCCAUUAGGAUGGGAGGUGGGCUGGGCUGUCUUUUUUUUUCUUUUUUCAGACUAAAUUCUCCUUGGAAAAUAGAUGGGGGUGGGGGGGUGAAAGCUCAGUUAGAGUCUUCUUCACUCAUUUUCAUGGACUUGAGCUUUUGUUUUGCCUCUAAGCAGCUCCGGUUCUUUUGGAAACACGCAUCCCGAUCCUGCUGCUGUACUGUCUCCCUGUACCCUCCUCCUCCUCGCAACCAGCUGCUUCUCCCAAGGGAUUGUUUCCCUUUGGAGCUAGAAGCUGCUUACACUUUUACACACGCACGUACACACACACACACACACACACACAGCCCUGUCGGGCAUCCGUCUCUACAAAGCCCAAGGAGAGAUUUCAGGAGACGUGCACUGCCAGGGAGGCUUUCGGGGUCCUUGAGAUUUUUAGAAAAAGGGAUCAGUGUUAUCAAGGGACCCGUCAGUGGUGGUCGUUGUGCGCCCCCAUCAUUUCUCAAGGCAGAAGUCAAAUGUUUUCGAUUUGGUCCAAACCUGAGAUGCUAAAGGGGCCCAGCUGUGACAAAGUCAGUUGUGCUGGCAGCCGUGAGACCGCAGGGCUUGUCCGCUCUUUGCUCUUUGCUCCUGGGCUCGGUCUGUGUCCAAUCUCAGCCUCUUCUCACCCGGCUCUUUGGGGACUUUUAACCUGGGAAGUUUCUCCAGCCAUCACCUACCUCCGCGAGCAGGCUCCUGUCGGUUGGAUUUCGGCGUUGGCCCGCAUGACCCACGCUUCCCUGCAUGUUUUUCCAGAGACUGUUUAGCUUCACUGACAAACACUUCUGAUGCUUCUUCCCAGCUGGCUGCUUCUCCUCCAGCCUCGCCAUUCAGCACUUGUAAGAACUCUUUCUUCAGCAAUGGCAAGCCCCGGCACAUCCCCCCUGGCGCUGUCGGUUUCCAGCGCUCGGCAGCCCCGAUCCCUUGUCUCAGGGGCUGCCCUCUCACCACCACACUAACCCACUCGUUAGCUGUCGCAGCACUGUCAGUAUUAAGACAUCGAGCCUCUUAGCAGGAUGAGUAACUUGUUUUUUCUAACGCGAUUUCAUUUUUCCCCCAUUUUCAGCUGUAGAGUAGUACGUGGAGACGGAAUUGGCCUACAGUGCCCUCGGUCAAAUUGCAGCUUUCUUACAGCGCUCCUGCCGCUGGCUAACCCAGCCCAGGGAGCUCUGCUUGCCCAAAGGAACGGACACAAUCCCAAAUUGCCACUCUCUUUUUUUCUUUUUCUCAUGAAUAUACUGCCUGUACUCAGUUUCAAACUUUUGCAUAUCCUGGUCUCUAAAGAGAAAACCUGCUCGCUUGGUGUACCGAGAUGUCUGCAGGAAGACCUUUUAGCGAGUGCUGAAGACGCCACCUUCCAACCAGCCACGAGGCUGCUCCGGAGAUGUUCAGACUGGGGCGGGGGCCGCUGAGGAAGCCACCUUCCUUGUCGGAGAAAUUCCUUUCUUCUCAGAUCGUUAAACCUGUGCACUUUGGAUAUUUUGAUAUUGUAUUCGCUUCCUUAAUUCCUUCUGUAGGGGUCUGUGUGCUGCGCAUAGUAGGUCUCCAUCAGGCUUUGCUCGUACAUGGUGAUUUCUCCGGAGGCACAUUGCAGACGUCGGUGAGCUUUUUGGGGGGUGUUUCUGCGCUAGACUGUGUUUAGCUGGGUGGCUCGGCUAAACCCUUUUUAAAUUCGGAAAUGUUUAUGGUUUCUGUUUUAAAUGACUGAUUUUUAACUGCCAUGUUCAUUCAGAAAUCCAGGGUAUUCCAAUUCUGGGGUUUUUUCAUAUCGUAUUAUUAUUCUUAGGAAUAGUUCAAUGUAACAAGGAGAAAACUUGACUUUGCUCUGGUUCAUUCAAACAGUAAUAGGCACUUGAAAAAGACAAACGCAAGCGACUCGAGCAGUAAGUAGUGUUACCCGCAAGGUCCAGACACUCUGGAUUGGAGGAGGUCGUGAAGCAUGACUGAUUAACAGAAUUUUCUACAACUGUACCAGUGAAAUUCCAAAUUGGAAUUGUUUCGUUACCUCUUUUGUUUGUUGUGCCAAAUUGUGGUACAUUUAGAAAGAAACAUUCUAAAGUUGUCAAUUCUAGGGUGUUCAAUUUCAACGCCUUUUUGUUAAUCAUUGUUGCCAGUAGUGCCUUUGCUAAUUUGAGGGAGAAUCCUGAGAUAUCGUUUAGUCUGGGGGCAAGGGGGGGGGGGGGGGGGUCCGGGACGAGCUGGUGGGGAAUUAGUACAGUUGUGCGGCAAUAACCUCAGCUCGUUGGUUUGUGGCGAUGGGUCUUCACGGCCCACGAGAGAGGAGAAAUUGUACCAAAUUCUGUUAGUCGGUGAUACUUCACCAUGAGGCUCCUGGCAAAUUCCGGGGUCGAGAAAGAAAAAGCAAACACAAAACAUUGAAUACACUUUGGGAGCCAAAUGGACUUUUUGGAACAGAGAAGCAGGCUGGACGAGGAAGCACACUCCCGGCGGCGUGUCCGCUCGCUCUCGACGUUAGCGGUGGACGUGGUUUUUAGCCAUUAGUAUUCUUUGCGAUUGUGAAGGCGAGAUAUUAAUAUCUUCUCUUGCAUGUGGUAUCUAAUCAUUGUAAUUUCAGGAAACAGAAACGAAAAAAAGAACACCCAACAAGUGCCGGGGGCCCAGGGGCCUCAGGGCAUUUGUUGAGGCUAGUGUGAGGAAUGAUUAAAUUGGUACUUCUGGAGGAAAAAGAACCCUUUUUUCCCCUCAAAAAAGUACAAAUUAUAAUAAUAAAUAAUAAUAAUAUAAAUGGCAGGAACAAAUGAGUUCUGUUUGCUGGAAUAAACAUUCUUAUUCCUAGAUGUGGGGGCUUCUCUAUUUUCACCUUCUGUUACAGUAUUGAUUUAUAUGAAAUAUUGUUGCAUUUAAAAUAACUUCAUCUGUCUAUAUGUGGGUAUUUAUUUGAAAUGAUGUCUACGUACUGUAUUCUGUUCUCUGUGCAUUACCCUUAGCGGCGGAUUAUUGGUCCUUAUUUUAAAGUCAUAUGCAUGUAUUCCUGCCAAGGAACCUUUACACAGACCCCAGGGGGCAAAAACGGCCUCAUUCUUUUGGGGGAGGGAGGGAGGGAAAGAAUGAGGACGAGAGCUCAGAACAAGAGUAUAAUUUUCAUGAUUGGGAAACUCUCUGUUGUCUAGGGGGUGCAAAAGUAUGACUUUUAAAUUAAUCCAAAUGCAAUAUUUAUAGGAAACAGCCGGCCUGUGUAAAGAGUCACAUUGGCAGUUAUCAAUAAUAAAAAAAUUUUUAAUGAUUAAAAUGUG
Molecule: messenger RNA, 7276 nt
Organism: Monodelphis domestica (gray short-tailed opossum)
Lineage: Eukaryota; Metazoa; Chordata; Mammalia; Didelphimorphia; Didelphidae
Gene: BICD2
Product: BICD cargo adaptor 2
Biological process (GO): retrograde vesicle-mediated transport, Golgi to endoplasmic reticulum; microtubule-based movement; regulation of microtubule cytoskeleton organization
Cellular component (GO): cytosol; Golgi apparatus
Molecular function (GO): dynein complex binding; dynein light intermediate chain binding; cytoskeletal adaptor activity
Source: RefSeq, a predicted model, not a curated record